Messenger RNA from Amphiprion ocellaris (clown anemonefish), 3540 nucleotides. RefSeq names its product PDZ and LIM domain 4 (gene pdlim4). Lineage: Eukaryota; Metazoa; Chordata; Actinopteri; Pomacentridae. Bases 157 to 1299 code for a protein of 380 amino acids. Gene Ontology annotation, cellular component: stress fiber; Z disc; filamentous actin. The record is from RefSeq and is a predicted model, not a curated record. Gene Ontology annotation, molecular function: muscle alpha-actinin binding; actin binding. Gene Ontology annotation, biological process: heart development; actin cytoskeleton organization; muscle structure development. The transcript has 8 exons.
AGAGAGGAGGAAAGUUUUCCGAGCCGGGACAGCGUUGCCUAGCAGCUAGGCAGAGGACUCUUCCUUCAGUUUUUUCGCUCGUAUAUCGAGGAAGCGCCGACGUCUCCCUCCUCUCGGUCUACCUGUCAUCUGUGCGUUUGUCUCUCGCAGUCUUAAAUGCCAAACAUGUCUCAGACCGUGACGCUAAAGGGACCCUCUCCGUGGGGCUUUCGGCUGGUGGGAGGACGGGAUUUCAGCACGCCGUUAACCAUCUCCAGGGUAACACCUGGCAGCAAGGCCGCCCAAGGUGACCUGUGUCCGGGUGACACCAUCCUGGCGAUCAACGGCGACAGCACAGAGCACAUGACACACAUGGAGGCUCAGAACAGGAUCAAAAACUGCACUCAGCAGCUCACACUCAGCAUCAGCAGAUCGGGGACGGGAGAGAGAGUGUGGUCGCCAACAGUUAGUGAAGAUGGGAAGACAAGCCCUUACAUGGAGCCUGACUCACAGCCACGCUUGAUUACCAUUGAAAAACAGAAUUUCCGUCCCAUCACCAGCGGAUACGGCAGUUACAGCCGUAAGCCUUCAUACACCCCUGAACCUCAGUCUCCCCAGCCCUCUCCUCAGCCCACUCACAUGAAUAACGGACACUCCAGACCCACCAACAACAACAACGGCCACAGCUACGGCUACGGGAAUGGAACCGGGCACGCUCAGUACAACAACCCGGCAGGCCUUUAUGCUCAAAAUGGCAGCAACGGAGACAGAUGUCUGCCGAGCAAGAUGGGAGGUCUCAGCCUCAGCGCCACACACAGCCCAGAGCCUCCCAUGCACUCCCCUAUGAGCCGUAAUGGUUUCGACACACAGUCGGACGUCUACAAGAUGCUGCAGGACUACGAGGAGCCUGUCUCUGAACCCAAACAGUCUGGCUCCUUCAAAUACCUCCAGGGAAUCCUGGAGGCAGAGGAUGGAGGCGUGUCACCAACAGAGAGGAUGAGGAACUUAAAGUCUCCGGUCAGGUCUCCGAUCCCCAAGCUGGGAAGCCCUAUCCCCAGCCCCAUGUCUGGUCUGCAGAAGCUCCCCCAGUGCACACGCUGCUGUAACGGCAUUGUUGGCACCAUUGUGAAGGCCAGGGACAAGCUCUACCAUCCCGAGUGCUUCAUGUGUGACGACUGCGGCAUCAACCUGAAGCAGCGGGGCUACUUCUUUAUCGAGGACAAUCUGUACUGUGAGACCCACGCUAAGGCUCGCGUCCAACCCCCAGAGGGCUACGAUGUCGUCGCCGUGUACCCCAACUCCAAGGUGGAGCUGGUCUGAGAUGGAGAGGCCGGCCAUACUGUAAUAUAACUGGGAAACUAAGAUAUAGUAGAAAUGGGGCUGCUGAGUAUCCUCACCUACACUGAUCAGGCUCUGUCAAACCGGACUGCUGAUUUGAGGUCAGUUUUUGCCUUUGGGAGAGUGUGUUAUGACUUGUGUUUCAGUGAUCCCAGAUCAGUACUUCCGCAAUGACAGGCUUCAUAAAUUCUUUGUAUAUUGAGCAGAUUGGAAUAUGUUGACAGAAAAAGACUCAGAUCCGAUGAAUAUCUCAAAACUCGAAUCCAUAAAAAUGCUCACAGUAUUGCCCAAUCUGACCUCCCUCAUCUCUCAAUUAGUGUGUUUACAUGCAACUGUAGAUCCAGGAAAACAUGCAUAUGCACAUUCACCACUAUGCUGAGUAGCAGCAGAAUAUUCCAUGAAACAGCCAAGAAAUAAGACUAAAUGCGAUGCUGUUUCAAAUGACUACACCAGCUAUCUGCUUCUCUCACAAUCAGUUUACCAGCAUAAGAUCUACGGUCUCACUGAAGCCUUACAAAUAACUUUAAGACACUAAUGUGUGUUAUGUGCAUUAUGACAAGAGAUUUGUUGUGUUUGCUGAGCAGAGAAGUUGGUUAUAUUUUGAGAUUUAUUUCUAAUUUAGCUAUUUUAACAGCAGUUUCCCACAGAGAAUAAAAUAUCACUCUUUUUCUGUCACAUCAGUGAUAUUAUGUUUAAUACUGAAGCUGAAGUUAACAGUUUUACAGUUAAACAUUAUACUCAUGUUGGAUGCAUUUCUAGUUUACAUAUAUACAGUUUAAUUUUCAGACUUUCUAUGUUACAGACCUGGGAACAGCUCUCUUUAAUUCUCAUUAUUUCUGUUCAUUUUUCAGUUAUGUGAAACGAUAAGCAAUAAUUCACUAUAAGCAGAUUUCUAGUAGGUAUAUUUGUGGGUUAUCUGGAAUGUGUGCCAUUUGGUGACCGUGUUACUGAACUAUAACCUGUAGUAAAUGCCUCCGUAUGCAGCUUUGCAAGCACCACCUCCCUAGAAUAUAAACAAAUCCCUGCAGGAGACGUCCUCAAAGCACUGUGAGAAACUCUAGAACUCGGUGAGUUUCUCCCUCAUGUGAUCGCAGCAGCCUCAGUUAAUAAACACAUAAGAACAAGAAGUGAGACUUUAAUGAUUAAGUAACUUGGCUUAAUGCAGCAUUUUGAUCAGCCGUAACACACAGAAGAUUGUAGCUAUGGGUGCUUCUGGCUCGUGCACCUGACUGAGAGAGGAAUUUCAACUCUCACACAGAAGAAUUCCUCCUCAUAAAAAAAAAAACAAGAGCACAGAGUUCAGUGAAAACUCUCAAGGUUGACAUCAAUAUGCUUCCCACCUUUCGUGACAGCUGUUAAAAAUGGCAGUGUGCAUUUGAGGCAGGAGACACGGCCAUAGAAAACUGUUAGAAACGUUUAAACCGGGAUUCCACGGCCUGCAACAUGUGGGAGUAAUACCGACUUAGUUUUUUGGACCCACUACACAGAUACAUUAUGGCUCCUCUUUGCAAGAGAGAAUAAGACAGAAGUAUGCAGAGUUGCAUUCCCUUCCUACUAUGAAUUCAGAUUUGUGCUCACAGUCGAGCCCAUGAAGCAAAUGAAAUAUAUUUCUACAUUUCCUCUGAGAGAAGGGGGAGCAGAAAGGGAGGGAGUAAGAAGGGGUGAGAAAGAGAAAUGAGGCACGUAUUUUCUUUUUUCUUGACAGAAAAUCUCUCUGUAAGAAGAAAAAAAAGUAGUAUGUCAUUAUGUAGCCAUCAGUCUUAGCUUAUUGUGGAUUGUGGAGAGUGAACUGAGUGGAGAAGAGUGAUGUUGUUAAUUUUAGAAAUAUUUCUAACAAAACUGCUUUGGUAGUUUAAAAUGAGAAUGAAAUGUUUGCAGUGCUGAUAUCCACCUUUUAUUUUCAAGGUAUCAACAGUGUUGUGUAGCUGCUGGUAUUCCAUCUAUCUUCGUGAUCUUGUAAAUUAUGUGAAAAUUCUAUUGCUACCACAUUGUCUCUUUGGUAUUGUACAUAUUUGUUUCAUUGUGAUUGCUCUUAACAUACAUUAUAUAACAUGUCAUUCACGUGCCUUCGCAUACUCCGUGUCUUUAAAUGAUUUCUUUGACACAAAAUGCUGUUCUUGUAUUUAACUUAUUGUUCUACCAGCACAUGUUUUUGCUCUGGAUCUUCAUAUUUGCUCCUUUUUAUUCUAGGUUCUAAAUAAAAUGAAAAGCGCAUUACCAUGA